CCUUGGCGUCCUUCACAGUUACUGCAGGUGUAGUAGAGGAUGCAGGUAUUUAUGCAGGUAGUGGGUAUCGAUAAGACCGCUAAGUACCUUUACCCUGCUGCAACUUGCCGCAGUGAGGCAUAUCCCCAGCCAUGAUAGGUAUCUUAUCUUUGAGGGUACCUGGCUGGUACCCCUCCUUCCCCCCGCAGCAACGGCCAAAGGGUCCCAACCGUAAUUCACCCUUCGUUUACCGACAACAGCUCUGACCGAGGGAUCAUUUCCGCCUUACUCAUCCUCAUCCCAGACCUCACUCAAUACCUGUCAUCUGCUGUCCCAAUAGACACCGCCAUGUCAGAUUGAUCGACUAUUUCCUACGAUUCUACAAUAGACUUACCUUCAUGCCGCCCUAGAAAUCCACCACAAGUCCGGCUCUUGCGCCGUCAUUGUGUGCCUCCAUCCAUCCAUCCACCCAUCCCUACGCCCAUCCCUCCACACACCGUGACUCUUAAUCGCAUCCUGUCCCAUCCCUAUGAAUACAGGAGAAAGAUCACGCCGUGUCAUAUGAAUCGUCUCGGAGAAUCGGCGCAUAUUACCCUCGAUCAACCGGUACCAUGUCCCCCGAUCAUAUAAGUGCCCACGCCGACACAGCCAUCGCGCCUGGUGAUGAUACCGAGCAUUACGAGGGCCAUCCUCGACCACGCGCCAUGACAAAUACCGCCGAGAUUGAUAGCACAAUAUCCCAUCCAGGUUCUGUGCGCAUCAAUGUCAAGGGCGCUUUCAUCGUCGACGGCACCGAGCAGCCCGCCACACCCGCCAAUGGUAAUUCAACUGCCAACGGGAGCUAUCACGAGGGCAAGGACAUCAGGUUACCUAACCAUACAGCUGUUGUCAGCCAUGUAGCCGUCGAUAUCGGCGGAUCCUUGGCUAAGCUGGUCUACUUUUCUCGUGAAGCGCAUUCGAAAGAGCCCGGGGGAAGGCUGAACUUCCACUCCUUUGAGACCGAUUAUAUCGAUGAUUGUAUAGAGUUCAUGCGACACCUCAAAGACAACCAAUUAGCUCUUAAUGGCUCCAAACCGAAAGACUUAUGUAUCAUGGCGACCGGCGGUGGCGCAUUCAAAUAUCAUGACAAGAUAAAGAAGGCACUUGGUGUUGAUGUUCUGCGCGAAGACGAAAUGGCAUGCCUGAUAAUAGGACUUGACUUCUUCAUAACUGAAAUACCUCGCGAGGUCUUUACUUAUUCAGAGACUGAACCUAUGCAGUUUGUAGAACCCCAAGCCGAUAUUUACCCCUAUAUGCUCGUCAACAUUGGAUCUGGUGUCAGCAUACUCAAGGUGUCCGGCCCGAGGAAAUACGAACGCGUUGGCGGUACUUCUCUCGGCGGUGGCACAUUAUGGGGUUUAUUGUCUCUCCUCACACCCGCCAACAGCUUCGAUGACAUGCUCGACAUGGCGGCCCAAGGUGAUAACGCCAAAGUCGAUAUGCUGGUUGGGGACAUAUAUGGCACGGACUACAACAAGAUUGGGCUCAAGAGCACCGCUAUCGCUAGCUCUUUUGGAAAGGUAUUUCGAAUGAAGCGAGAGGCCGAGAAUGAGGCCGAGAACAACACCACCGCCAUACAAGACCAACCGCAACCCGAUCACGAAGUACAUGCGCCGUCGAAUAAUGACACUACCUCGUCACAGUCGAGAGGCCCGACCGAUACGUCAUCCCGAUUCUCUGCGUCCGACGUCUCACGAUCGCUGCUCUAUGCCAUCAGUAAUAAUAUCGGACAAAUCGCAUACCUACAUUCCCACAUCCACGGCUUGUCACAUAUCUACUUCGGUGGGUCGUUCAUCCGCGGCCACCCGCAGACUAUGAAUACACUCAGCUAUGCCAUCAAAUUCUGGAGUAAAGGCCAGAAACAGGCGUACUUCUUACGCCACGAGGGCUACCUCGGCGCCGUUGGCGCGUUCCUCAACCGACAGCCUCAGAACUGGGGGCGCAGGGGUAGCUUCGAGGGAGACGGGGCUGCCCUUGAGGAUCGUUUGCGGGCUCGCACGAAUGAACAGUGAGGAACCGUCGCGAAGGCAAACGGAAGACAGCCCUUUUGAUUGUAUACCGAGCUAGACAAAAUCGGAGAUUCUGGGGGUUAGGGGUGUCGGCUUAGGCGCUGAACGUUGUUUGUAGACUGAUGGAUGCCUUCCUUUUUUUGAUGUACCUAUCUAUAUUGUUUGGCAUGGCGAUGAGCAGGCGCCGCGAAAGCGUUCUUGCGGUGAUGAGACUUAGAUCUGAUGAUUUCUGGAUAUAUGCGCUGGAUGGGGGAUACCUUAACUUUGACACCUAUCAAACCUCCCAACUACAUAUCUAGAUAAAUACCCCGAAAUUGAGCUUUAUCGACGAAAUCAUAGUUUUGGACAUUACGUGCUUGUCUUAUCAAUGGGAUACUUUGUUGCACACGAUUCUGGUGGUCCUUAUCCAGGCUACGAGGUAGUUCCCAUCACGAUGAACGCGACUACGUAAGUUUGAUUUU
Molecule: messenger RNA, 2488 nt
Organism: Xylaria bambusicola
Lineage: Eukaryota; Fungi; Ascomycota; Sordariomycetes; Xylariales; Xylariaceae
Product: fumble-domain-containing protein
Exons: 3
Coding region: 591-2030 (479 amino acids)
Biological process (GO): coenzyme A biosynthetic process
Cellular component (GO): nucleus; cytosol
Molecular function (GO): pantothenate kinase activity; ATP binding
Source: RefSeq, a predicted model, not a curated record